Messenger RNA from Mytilus trossulus (common blue mussel), 785 nucleotides. RefSeq names its product transmembrane protein 42-like. Lineage: Eukaryota; Metazoa; Mollusca; Bivalvia; Mytilida; Mytilidae. The coding region runs from base 82 to 525 and encodes 147 amino acids. The transcript has 4 exons. The record is from RefSeq and is a predicted model, not a curated record. Gene Ontology annotation, cellular component: membrane.
UAAAAAAAAUAUUCACCGCGAUUCUUCAAUAUGUCUGCGCCCAGUGUCCACCCACUUAUUUAGAUAAAUUUGUGAAGAAAAAUGCAAUGGUUAAGGCAGAGCCAUGGUUUGACAUUGGCUGUGAUGGCAGGAGUAAUGGCUUCCUUGGGAUCAACAUUUGCCAAGUUGGCUAUGAGUGGAGAUAUUGUACUGUCUUAUUGUCUACUCUUAGCAGGAAAUGACAAGUGUCAACAGAUAAGUGUGUACAUACAAGUGCUAUUUUUCCUGAUGAUAUUUGUAUGUAAUGGAGUGAUGUGGACAUUCUUUACCAAGUCUUUACAGUACUGUUCAUCAUCAGUGGAGGCUACUGUCACUAAUACAGCUUCUAAUUUCCUUUUCACAGCAUUUGUAGGUCUGUUGUUAUUUGAUGAGACUUUGUCAUUGCGAUGGUGGUUUGGAUCUCUAUUAAUCCUGGUAGGACUGAUACUGAUAAACAGAGGAAAUCUGAAGGACGAACUCAGGAAAGCAGAUAAAAAAACUGAGUAGUUUAAGGAUGUUUCAUGAUUGUUACCAAUGACAAGAAACAGAAGAUUAGUCAGUCUUCUGCAGUAUGAUCACUAGAUGGAUGACAUAAGAAACAAGGCUAAUGAUCUGCAGUCCCUGAUGUCCAAAUGACAGGAUGGAGACCUUUGGACCAUGAAACAUGGUUAUUAUUAACAUGAUUAUGAUUCUACACAUGCAGAGUAAUAAUUGGUGUUGAACUCGAUGGCAGAAAAAAUACAGAACUUAAAUUGUUGCCAUGUAAA